AUGAUAGAAGAAAGUUGUUAUGGUUAUUAGAAGAAUAAUAAUUCUGAUACUUUGGACUUUGAUUUUACACAAUUAGAGUAAGCUGUCUUGAUUUCAAAGGAAAAUGGAUUAUCAAAAUUGAUUAAAGGAUCAGAUCAAUACUAUUAUUAAUAUUUUCUAAAUAUCUUAAAUUAGAAAGGAUACUAACUUAGUUCAAUAGAAUAAGAACAUUUUAAACAUUAUAAAUAAAUGAAAACUAUUAAUUAUUAGAAAAUUCGUUUAAGAAGUUUGUUUAUUGAAUAUGAUAAUCUUAUAAAUGAACCUUUGCAAACAGAAGAAAUGAUUCAAAAAGAAACAUAAAUUUUGUAAAAAAUCAACAAGAAAUUAUUUAAAAUCAACUUUGAAGAUUUAUCUUCAAAUAUUUCUAUAAAUGUAAUUUUAAUGAUUAAUUUAGUAAUCAAAUGUUUUUAAUACUAAUGUAUAAGUAAAAGAGUUAGUUUCACAAUUUGACAAUAAUAAAUUGAUUUUGGAUGAUUAUCUAAAGGAUGCUUAUACAGAAAAGGGAAUCAAUAAAUUAUCUGUUAAUCUUUUUUCGUAAUUAGAUCUUUAAGAAUUAAUUAAUGCUCCAAAUAAAGUUAUUGAAAUAUUCUUUAAUUAAUUAUGCCAAAAAAAAGAGGGAUUAAUUUUAAAUGAUAAUGUUCCCUAAUUUUUCAACAAAUUAAUAGCAAAAAAAGACUUUAAUUUUUCAAGUAAUUGUUUCAAGUUAUUAACUAUUGAUUAAAUGGAAGAGAUAAUAAAUUUAAAUAGAAAAUAUUUAGAGAAUUAGUAUUUUGUAGGAAAUUUGUUUUUUAAAAAAUUUAGAUUAGAUUAGGACAUUUAAGUAUCAUAAUUGAAUAUAGAGUAAAAUAAAGUUAUAUAAUAAAAUUUAAAUGAAUCAUACAAUUGGACAAAAUAAUUACCAGACAAAUUUAAUUCUCUUAGACAGAUAAUUAGAAGAGAAUUACUUUAAUUUGGUAAAUAUUUAUUUUGAAUUAUAAUAGGAAUUGAAAUUUAAUUUUAUGAUUUUGAUAUAUUUUUAGAUUAUCUAAAAAAUCCAACAGAAAUUUAUUAAAAUAUCACUAAAUAACAUUGGGAUAUGCAAAAUAAAAUCAGAAAUGAAUUUUAAUCUAAUUGGGAUGAAUGGCAUGGAUAUAAAACUGAAAGAUGUAAAUAUUUUAUAAUAUAAAAUUAGGGAUGAAUACUAAUUAAUUAAUUGAAAAGUAUUUAUAAAAGUAUUUUGAAUCAAAUUAAGAUUAUAGUAUAUUAGAAUAAUAUUUGGAAUCUUAUUAUUUGAAGGAAUAGAGAGCUAAAUGUCGUUUAUAUUAAGGAGAUGAAGUUUAAGAUUUAAAUACAUAUUUUUCAAAUAAUGAAAUAAAAUAGAUGAACAAUAGUAAGAUUUUGUAUUUAUGUGAUAAUAAUAAACCUUAUUUUAUACAUGGAGAACCUGUUUAAUUAUUUAUUGAAUUAAAGAAUAUUUAAAGUUUGACUAUUAAAAUAUUUCAAAUAAAUAUGAAAAACUUUUAUAUGGCUAAAAGUGAAUAAUUAACAUCAAAUUUAUGUUUGGAUGGAUUUAUUCCAACAGAAGAAAUUAAUUUUAUAUAUGAUUAUCCUCCUAUUAAAAAGGUAAUCAAAGAGUUUUCUUUUGAAUCUAUUUAAAAAACUGAAAGAGGAACCUUUAUUAUUGAAUUUAUUGGAAAUGGAUUAUCUUCAAGAGCAAUUAUUGAAAAAGGACGAUUAUGUUUAAAGGAAAAAAUUGUAUCUGCUGGAUAUAAGUAUGAGAUAUUCAAUGAAAAAUUUGAGAAAUUAUAUGAUGAUAAAAUUGGAUUAUGGAUUGAUCAAAAUUUUUAUAAUUUGAAUAAAGGUGAAAUUAUAAUACCAUUCCCUAAUGAGGAAACCGAAUAUUAAGCUAUUAUUUAGUAUGAAGAUUUCUAUUAAAAGGAGACUAUUGUUUUAAAACCUGAAUAAUUUAAAUUAAUUUGUAGUUUCAUAAUGGCAAAUGAAUAAAUAUAAUUAGGAUAAGAUGCAUCAAUUGUUAUUAUUCCUAAAUUAAUUUUGAAUAAUACUGAUAUUGGAUUUGGAAUUUUUAAAGAUGCUUAAGUUUAAAUAUCAUGUUAAAAUGAAAAAGGCGUUCCUUAAACAUUCAACUUUAAAGACAUUUCUUUUGAAAGUUAAAUCCCAUUAGAAUUUAAAUUUCAUAUUAAUUAAAAAUUAGUAAAUAUAUAAGUAGAUGUAUAAGGUAAAAUUAAAUAAUUACACAAAAAAGAAGAUUUAGUAUUAGAAUAAACUUUUAAUAUUCAACUUUAAAAAAAUACAUUAGAAUAAAUAUUUAUAAAAUAAUUGCUAAGAUUUGAUGAUAUAGAUGGAUAUUCAAUAUUUGUUUUAGGAAAGAAUGGUGAACCUAUCAAAAAUGUUUAAGUUUAAGUUUUAUUUAAACACUCUUUCAUUAAUGAUUAGAUCAAAGAAAAUCUUAUAACUGAUUAAAAUGGAUAAAUCAAAUUAGGAUUUCUACCUAAUAUAGAAAAUAUAAAUUCAUCUGUCCUAUCUACUAAUUAUUAGAUAUUAAAAUAAGAAUGGAACAUCUUGAAUCAAUUUCAUGUAUACUAAAAAUAUUUUGAAUCAUCUGUUAAUUUUGGAUAAACACUUACUUUACCAUUCUCUUCUAAAUUAGAAAAUGUUUAGUUUUAUUAAAUUAAACUUUCAUCAUUAUCUGAAAUAAUUCCUAUUAAAAAUCAUAGAAAUAUGAUUUAAUUUGAAGAGAAUCAAAUAACUAUUUAAUUCACUUAGAAAGGUGAAUUCUUACUAUAAUUAUUAAAUGAAUAAUAUACUUUUAAAUUCAAAGUUAUUGAUAAUACUUUAUAAUAAUCUAAAGAAUUCCUCUAUACAUAAAAUGAAAGGAUAUAAAAAUAAUAUGAAAGAGAAAUGUAUUUAAAUAAUAUUGUAACCUAACAGAAUGAUAAUAAUAUUUUGGUUAAAGGUGAUAUAUUAAGUGAUAAGGAAUAUCAUUUAAUUGCAAUAGCAACUACUUUUUAUCCUGAUAUAAGUAGCUUAGAUAAAUAAAUGCAAAAUAUUAUGACUAAUUAUGUAAUUGACAAUAGUCUUAAAAUUGAAUUUAAAAAUAAUAUUUAUUUGUGUAAUUUAAAAUAAUCAGAUGAGUUAGGAUAUAUAAUUGAAAGAAAAAAUUAACCAAAAUAUGUGGGUAAUACCCUUGAAAAACCUUAAAUCUUAUUAAAUCGAUUUGUUACUGAUUGUACUGAAACUUAAGAAGAAUAAUUGAAAUAAGCUUUGCAUAAUUUAUCAAAAUAGAAACACAAUUAGAGAUUAGCAUCAAAAGCUUAUAGAAAAUCAGGACUAUCAUCAUAUCAUCAAUAAAGUUUUGAUUCUUUUUGUGAAUUUUUAAAAUAUUCUGGCAGAGUAAUAACAAAUAUUCAUAAGGAUAAGAAUUAUUAUUCCUUUGAAGUUCCAGUACAUUAUUCAACAGUUGUGAUUUUAGCAUAUUAAGAUGACAAUUAUAGUAUAAAAGUACUACCAUUAUCGAAUAAUUAAAUUUAAAUAAAAGAUCUAUGUCAUGUAUCUUAAUUGGAGAAGAAUAAAUUUUAUUCUACUUUUAGAAGUACAAAAGAAAUCAUCCCAUAGACUCCUUUUUAAAUAUAAGACAUAACAUCAACAGAAAUAUUUUAAUUAGACUCUUUGAAUUUAUUAUUUAAUAUUUAGAAAGAGUUAAUGAGAAUCAAUAAAUAAAAGAUAAAAGAAUAGGAUUUAAUAAUUAUAUCUGAUCUUUUAAAAUGGGAUAGAGAAACAUUUCAGUUUAAAUAGAAAUUUUAUAAUUAAUAUUAAUGUGAUGAAUUGAAUUUAUUUCUCUAUAUGAAGGACUACCCAUUUUUUGAAACAGUGAUACUGGAUCAUAUUAAAAAUAAAAUAGAAAAAUCUUUUAUAGAUUACUUUCUACUUUAAGAUCAUUAAGCUCUUUAGAAAUAUGAAUAAGUCUAAUUAUUUUAAUAAUUAAAUGGGUUGGAAUAAGCACUUCUUGUAAUUUAUAAUUAAGAAAUUGCAGAAAAGCAGGAAGAAGCUUAGAUUAUGGCUAAAUAUUUAUAAUAAAACUUUAAAACAAUUGCAAAUAAAUAGGAUGAUGAUAAAUAUAAAUUGCUUUUUGAUACAAUCUUAGGAGUAGAAAAAGAAAUGAAAAAUGAAAAAAAUAAAAGUUAAGAAUAAGAAAAAUAAAGUUAAAUAAAAAGUUCUGAAUCAUAAUUCAAAGAUAAAUCUCAAAUAAAAUAAAAAGAUAAAGCUAAAUCACGCUCUCGACAUGAUAGGGAUGAGGAAGGGGAUGAGGAUGAGGAUGAGGAUGAGGAAGGGGAUGAGGAUGAGGAAGGGGAUGAGGAGAGGGAUAAUAGUAGUGAUAGUCAUAGUAGUGAUAGUAAUAGUAGUAGAAGUUCUAGUAUGAGUAUGAGUAUUGUUAGAAGUAUUAUUAGGAGUAUUAGUCCUAAAAUUAAGAAAAAUGAUUAAAAAGAAAUUGUUUAGGCUCGUGGAGGAUCAAGAAAUCAAUAUACAGCCGGGAAGUCUACAGUCGGAUGUGUUUCUAAAAGAAAAGGAUUCAGAAAAUAUAAUUCCAUGCGUGACAAUUUAAUUUAAUCUUUUGAAAAAGUUGAAGCUACUAAAGAAUAUUGUGAGAAACAUUAUAGUGUAGGAAUAAAUUAAACAUAUUUUAGAAAUUUGAUUAAGGUGUCAGAUUUUUACAUUGAUUUAGCCAAUCACUCAAUAUAAAAAGGGUAUUUCACCUAAAACUUCAUUUCAUCUUCAUUUAUGUAUUGUACUUCUAAUUUCACUGAAAUCAUAAGUGUAUUAGCAUUAAUGAGUUUACCAUUCUAAUCUCCUAAACAUAUAUAAUAAUAAAUAGGAAAUAAGGGUAUAGAAUUAAUUUAUCCAACUUCUGCUCUCAUAUUUAUAAAGGAGAUUUAAGAAGCUCAAGUGUAACCUAAUUCUAGAAUUAUAAUUAAUUAGUCUUUUUUUGAUCCUAAAAAUGAAGAAAUAAAUGAGUAACAAGAUAAUGAAGAGGAAGAAGAUCUAAACUAUUUUUCUAUAAAAAAGGUUUAUGGAUGCAAAGUAGUUGUUUCUAAUUGUUCAGCAAUUUCUUAAACCUUUUAAUUAUUAAUGGAAAUUCCUAAUGGUUCAAUUCCAGUUAGUACAACAUUUUCAACUAAAACAUUAACAUUAACUCUUUCUCCUUAUUAAACUUAAAUUUAAAAAUACUAUUUCUAUUUUCCUAAAUAAGGAGAUUUCACAAUAUAUCCAGCUAAUAUUUCAAAACUUGGAAAAGUCAUUUAGAUUGCAAAAGAUAAAAUAUUUUAAGUUUAUGAUGAAAAGACAAAGGUUAAUUUAGAAAAUAUAAAUGAAGUUUUAUUAACAGAUAAUAAUUAAGAUAUAAUAAAUUAUAUAGAGAAUAAGAAUAUUUUCAAUUCAAAAUUAUUUAAUCCAAAAUUAUUAUAUCAUAAAUUUAACAAUAAAGUAUUUUAUAAUUAAGUCAUGUAAAUAUAUAGAAAUAGAAAAUUUUAUGAUUUUAAUAGUUUUGCUUAUUCAUUAUUACAUAAUAAUAUUGAAUGUUUAAAAGAAUUAUUCAUGACAUAAAAAGCUUAGAAUGCUUUGAAAUAAUAUUUUACACAUUUUAAAUGUUCAUUAUUUGAAAUCAAUUAAAUUAGAAUUCUUGAAUAUUAUCCACUUAUUAUUAAAAGAGUACAUAAACUUUAUAAAGGAGAGAAUAAUAUAUUAAAUGUAUAAUUUAGAAAGUAAUAUACAAAAUAUUUAAUUUAUCUUUUAGAAAAGCCUUAAUUUUCAACUAUAGAUAAAUUAGUUCUUAUUUAUUAUUUAUUAUUAUAAGAGAGAGUAAAUGAAGCAGUUUAAAUAUAUUAAUAAAUUAGUGAAGAUGAAUAAAAAGAAUAAUAAUUAUAAUUUGAUUAUUUAUCUGCAUAUUUAGAUUUUUAUACUGGUUAUCCUAAUUUUUAGAAAGGAAGAGAUAUAUGUAAAAAGUAUUUAAGUUAUCCUGUUAUACAUUGGAGAAAUAUGUUUUAUGAAAUGAUUAAUUUAUUGAUAGAAUAUGAUGGAGAAGAAGAUAAUUAAUUCUCUAAAUUAGAAAUAACUUAAUAAUAAAAAUAAUAAGAGAUUAUUAAAAAAGAAGAAACAUUAUCAGGUUCAAUAGAAGGAGAUUCAAUUAAUCUUACAUAUUCAAAUUUAUCAGAAGUAAAAAUAGAAUAUUAUAAAUUGGAUAUUGAAAUUCUAUUCUCAAAUAAUCCAUUUAUGAAAAAUAUAAUAUAAGAUUUUUCAAUUGUUUUACCAAAUCUAAAUAUAAAUCAUAAACUUGAAGGUUAAGAAAUUUAAAAGAAGUAAUAAUAUAUAUUUUAAUUAUUUAAGUUUAUUUUAAUAGAAAAUUUUAAUACCUAAAGAAAUUUCAAAAGAGAAUUUAUUUGUUACAAUAAAAGGUUAAUAAAAAUAAGUAACUUGUAAAUAUUAACCAACAUCAUUGUUUGUAUAAACUAUGGUAGACUCAGGAUAAAUAAGAGUAUUUAAUUAAUAAGGUUAAUACUUAUCUAAAGUUUAUGUUAAAGUAUAUGCAAAAGAUAAAAAUGAUUAAGAGACAUUUCAUAAAGAUGGAUAUACAGAUUUAAGAGGAAGAUUUGAUUAUGCUUCACUUAGUUAAUCAAAUCAUAAAAAUAUUGUUAAAUUUUCAAUGUUAAUUUAUCAUGAAGAAUUAGGUAUUAAUCACUAUAUAUAUAUAUAAUAGGAUCUAUAAUUUAAUAGGUUUUACCUCCACCAACUUUAGCAUAAUAUGAAAAAGAAAUAUAAUUAAUUGGUAAUAAAUGGAGACAAUAAGAAUAAGAAGAAUAUUAAAAUAAGUAGAUUGUUUAAUAAACUUAUAUGUCUGGUAAAGCAGGAAAAAUAUCUAAAUAAAUAAAUAAAAGAGUUUAAUAAUGA
Paramecium pentaurelia is the source of this 6978-nucleotide messenger RNA. Lineage: Eukaryota; Ciliophora; Oligohymenophorea; Peniculida; Parameciidae. The record is from the annotation of a GenBank genome assembly.